AUGUCUGCCGCACCUGUUCCUCCGCAGGACUUCGAGUUUGAUGAUGAGUUUGAUCCUGACAUUGAUCCUGAGCAUGAGGUUGACUUCGUUCCUGACGAUCAGGUUUUUGAUGUACCCACUGAUCUCGAGCCGAUACCCGCUGAUCUUGGGUUAGCACCAGCCGACCCUGAGCCUAUGCUUGCACCCGAGCCUAUACCUGUUCAUGAUCCUCUGCCUGGGCAUGACCCUCUCCAGCAGGAGAUGUUGUGUCGCAGAGUCAUGGAUCUUGAGAGGAUUCCACGUCCUCCACCUUGCACUUGUCCGUCACCAUUCGCGAUUCCACCCGCUCCUCUUCUGCCAUACCCAGAUUUUGACGUUCGUUUUCUUACUAUGGAGCAGCAGAUUAGUUAUCUGUUGCGUAUCGUUCAUGCACUUGAGGAGGAGUUAGCGCAUGUGCGCAAUUUGCUUUUCGUUCCUCCUCCACCUCCUCCUCCACCAUCAGCAUAG
This is a messenger RNA of Helianthus annuus (common sunflower), 486 nucleotides long. RefSeq lists its product as uncharacterized. The transcript has 2 exons. Lineage: Eukaryota; Viridiplantae; Streptophyta; Magnoliopsida; Asterales; Asteraceae. The record is from RefSeq and is a predicted model, not a curated record. Bases 1 to 486 code for a protein of 161 amino acids.